UGUAAUGCAUGUAAUGAGCUGAAACUUGGGUUAGACUUUUGCCCAUGUCCUCUCCAAUGCAGCCACACAAUCUGGCUUUCACACCUUUAAUCAGUCGAUUGCAAUCAACUGAUCAAAGGGUGUGUGUCAAGUGCUAUCGUCGCGUUUUUUUUCUUUCGUGAAAUGACCGAGCGUGAAGAUCAGAGAAUUUGUAUUAAAUUUUACUUUAAUCUAGAAAAAACUGCCAAGGAGACCAUGGAAAUGAUUCGGAAAGCUUUUGGCACUGAUUCUAUGAGCAAGAGCAAUAUUUAUGAGUGGUAUAAUCGCUUUAAAUCGGGUCGUGAAACAGUCGCUAGUGAUCCGCGGUCCGGGAGACCUUCAUCGACGAAUUCUCCCGAUAAUGUGGAAAAAGUUCGGGAAGCUAUUGCCCAAGACAGUCGGUUAGCCAUGCGGGAACUGGAAAAGCAGCUAAAUAUCCCGAAGACCGUCGUUGCGGAAAUUUUAACUGAAAAACUCGGGCUCCG
This is a messenger RNA of Bemisia tabaci, 503 nucleotides long. NCBI's taxonomy places the organism in Eukaryota, Metazoa, Arthropoda, Insecta, Hemiptera, Aleyrodidae. The record is from RefSeq and is a predicted model, not a curated record.